This is a messenger RNA of Harmonia axyridis, 508 nucleotides long. RefSeq names its product ejaculatory bulb-specific protein 3-like. Bases 42 to 437 code for a protein of 131 amino acids. NCBI's taxonomy places the organism in Eukaryota, Metazoa, Arthropoda, Insecta, Coleoptera, Coccinellidae. The transcript has 2 exons. The record is from RefSeq and is a predicted model, not a curated record.
CUUCAGCCAACCAUAGUUGGUUCCAAGUAACAAACAACAAGAUGUUCAAGUUAGUUUUCUGUGUGGCCGCUGCAAUUACAAUUUCAAAUGUUUGCGGUGAUGUUUACGAUAGUUCGAAAUUAGAGAAAAUUGAUUUCGAUGCCAUCAGAAAUAACGAUAGGCUUUUGCAAAAUCACUUCAAUUGCCUCAUAGAGGGAAAAGGGUGUACACCAGAAGCAGAAGAACUGAGAAAAAUCAUGCCAGAAGUUUUGGAAACUUGUUGUGCCAAGUGUACUGACAAGCAUAAGGAAGAAUCAAAUAAAAUGAUGAAUUUCCUGAUUGAGAAGAAACCAGAUCUUGUCAAGAAACUCUUGGAUAAAUAUGACCCUGAGAGAAAACACAAAGACACAUGUGCAGAACAGUUGAAAGAAGGAGGUGUGGAUCUUUCAAACUUUUAAAAUGAAUGAAAUUUUUCGUUUGUUUUUUGAAUGUGAUGAUAUUAAUAAUUAAUAAAAAUUCUUAAAAUUCA